Hemiscyllium ocellatum (epaulette shark) is the source of this 3220-nucleotide messenger RNA. RefSeq names its product telomeric repeat binding factor a (gene terf2). NCBI's taxonomy places the organism in Eukaryota, Metazoa, Chordata, Chondrichthyes, Orectolobiformes, Hemiscylliidae. Bases 5 to 1504 code for a protein of 499 amino acids. The transcript has 10 exons. Gene Ontology annotation, biological process: protein localization to chromosome, telomeric region; protection from non-homologous end joining at telomere; telomeric loop formation. Gene Ontology annotation, molecular function: double-stranded telomeric DNA binding; G-rich strand telomeric DNA binding; telomerase activity. Gene Ontology annotation, cellular component: nucleus; shelterin complex; chromosome, telomeric region. The record is from RefSeq and is a predicted model, not a curated record.
GGAAAUGGCGGCGUUUACGAGAUCGCCGCAGACGGAGGUGAGACCGAAGUUGUUAUGCCCGGGGGACCAACUGAGUGGUGGUACUGAAGCUGCUUUCCCGGAUCUUGAACGAGUCGUGAAUGGUUGGACACUCGAGUUUAACUUGCACUGUUCGUUCAAUGCACUCCGAGCUGGGCAACAUGAGCAGUUUUGCGCCAUUCUGAAUGUGAUAACAGCUAUUUUAAAUCGACCAUACGUUGACACAGAUGAGAUUGGAAAGAAGCUUCUAACAAUUCAAUUUCUAUCCAAAUUUGAGAAUGAUGCCAUACCAUUGGAAUCUGUUUUAACAAUUCUGGAUCAGAUGAAGGCAGAGUUCUCACUGAGUGAAGAUUUGUUCCAAGAGGUCAGAGGAGCUGUGGUGCAGCAGGCUACAGUUCAGUCCAUUAAGAAGAACUGUUUUCUAGAAGCUUCUCAGAUCUUGGAACGGCAUUACAAAGAGGGCAGUGUUGAUGAGAAAUUGCUUUCAGCAGUUCGAGAGAAGAAUUCAACCCAUCUUGAUCUCCAUCUGUUUUCAUACAGCAGUUUGAAAGGGAAGAUGCUGCUCUUUGCGGAAAGCUUAAUUGACCAUUCUGAACCAUUUCUUCUUCUCAGUGCAAAAACCUCCAUAUCAAGAUCAGCAGAAGUCCACAAUGAGGAAUUAAGAAUGGACUGUAGUCAAGAGGUGCAUCAGGAAAGGCAGGCUUCAGAAUGGAAUAAAUCCACAUCAAAUCCAAUAGAUAAAUGUUCUAUUUGUUCUAAUAGAGUGGAAAUUCAGCCUGGUCAUCCAAACAGCUAUGUAGCCCUACAAACAGCAUUCUGCAUCCUCCAUAAAUUAGAAGCAGAUCCAUUGACAGCUUUUAAAGAAAUAGAUGUAUUGGAUUUUGAAUUGGUUGGAAACAGCAAAUUACAAACUAUGACAGGACACAAGAAGCAGACGGUUGAGGAAAAUGCUAUUCAACGAUCUGAGAAGCCAGCUGCAAAGUGCAUACAGGCUGUUUCUCGGUUUAUUACUGAUCCAGACAGUCAGGAUGAGGUAGAAUGUCUUGAUACAGGAAACAAGUCUGAAAAUAGACUGGGCUUUCACCAAGACAGUGUGAAAUCUAUACAAACACGUGAAAGGGAUGGCAGUCUUAAAGCAAUUUCACCUAAGGAAACCACCUUGCGACGAGGCAAGUGGUGUAACCAGGUGAAUUAUCCUGGAGGCAUUGAGGGCAAGGAAGAAUGGAGUGAUGAAGAAUUUCUUUUUGAUGUACCUAAAAAAUAUUCCAUCCGAAAUGGAAGAACUUCACCAACAGAGAGUAAUUUUUCCUGUUCAUCUAAAAGACAGAAAUGGACAGUUGAAGAAAGUGAAUGGAUUAAACUGGGUGUAAAAAAGUUUGGAUUAGGAAAUUGGCAGAAGAUCCUGAAACAUUACCCAUUUUGUGAUCGCACAGGUAUCAUGAUUAAAGAUCGAUGGCGAACAAUGCAAAAGCUUGGAAUGACUUAAAAGGCGUUAUUGAACUUUUUAAACAGUUGCCCUAAUUGCCUUGUGUGAUAUGUAAAACACAUUGGUCUUUACUGUCAAAGAAUAUUGAAUAUCUACCUAAUGUUAGAUUGUGUGGAAAGCCAUGCCUUUUUCUGUUGGAAUUAGUGCCCUCAGGUACCUUCCUUGCAUUCAGGAAUUGUGGUCUCUGGAAGUUUUUAUCUUUGUGUUUCGUAAGUGACAUUGUUCAGUACAACUAAGGUGAUUGAAGAAUUAAGCAAAUUUUUAUUCUUUCCAGUGAAAUGUUUAGUCUUUGUUCUUUGUUUGCUUUAAUAUUGUGUAUUGUAUUUGGCUCUUAAUAUUUCAAAUGCAAUUGUACACAAUACUCUGACAUUAACAAAUAAUCAUAAGACAAUAAAAAGUGCAAAAUCAUCCACCAACUUCCCUGUAAUCUUUGGACAUUAGUCAUCUUCUAUGGAUAAAUAUCAACAACUUGAUCUCCAGAAUAAGUGAAAAUCCAGCUGUACAACCUUAGCACCAGAUUUAUGUAAAUUUGCAUUUUAAAAAAUUCAUCCGACUUGGAACAUUGAAAGUUUUAUGAUGGUUAGUUGAUCUGUAAACAAUCCUGGCAUUAGUUAUGGAGUGAGGGGUUUACUAAAUCAUGAUGGUUGACUCUGCUGGUGAGAAAUUAAGUUUUAUUAAUCAUAUUUACUUUGCAAUGAAUCAUUGUAGCAUUUAUGCAAAUCUGUCUUCCUCUCACAAUAAUGGCAGAUACAUUGGUAACAAAUUUCUAUUAUUAAUAUUAGACCCCGAAAAUGUUCCUUGAGGUACUUGAUUGGGAGACAGCAAGUGAAUAUAAUUUCAUUACCAGCUACCAGGAAACCUCCAAAAAAAGCUAUGGUGGUGAUUGGCAAAACUGAAUAAUUAAGUAAAAUUCAUAUUUUUGCAUGUUCAAGUUUUAUAAUAAUUUUAUCAAUCAUUCUGUUCGUCUUUCCAUAAAAAUCAUAAAUGGUGACCAUGUUUAUUCUCAUUUAGAACUUAUCUGGUGCAAGAGUAAAGUGGCAACAAUUUUUAAACCGUGCAUUUGUUUUUGAAAAUAGUUUUGAUACAAACAGUACUUUCUCAUUUUUUAGCAUUCAUUGCAGAUAGUUUUAAUCAUGCCAGUACUCUGCAGGAGUUACUACCCGUAAUUAUAAAAUGUACAAAUAGCAGUUAGCUGCCUUAGUUAUUUCCAGCUUACUUUUUUAUGAAACUAACAAAAUUAUCUUUUGUACAAUGAAAGCAAUGCAGAUAAGAGUACUUCUAAAUUUCUAUAAUUUAGCACUGCUUUGAACAAAAACGUUUUCACAUUUUUAAUUAAAACAUGUAUAGGACACUUGGACGGUAUCUGUAUACCUUUAUCUGAAAGAUUGCUUCUAAUCUUUGUGGUGUUGCCAGUGGAAAUGUGGAAAUCUUUUGAUUUUUUAAAAUCAAAAUAUCACAAUAUUUUUAACAAAUGAAUUGCAAGUCAUUUUGCGUUCAAUGAUUGCUCAACUGAUCUAAGAUGCACAAUUUUCACCAUUUUAACCCAGUGAAAUGAUUUAGGCAUGUUGCACCCAAAAAAAUGUUUUCACACCAUUGUCUUUUACAGGUAACUUUGUUUACAAAUAUUAAACUACCUUUUCAAUUUUUUUUGGUUUUUGAAAUGUUUAUAUCGAGGUCAUGAUUGGAGAACCAUUGAAAAUAAAUUAUAUAAUUUCA